GAAAUGUUUACUUUCAAAACUGUAUUCGUAUUUUGCGUAUUCUGCAUUCUUGUACAAAUAUGCCGUUCGGCACUGCGAACAUUACAGGUAGAACAGAUCUUUUACAAUAAGUUCGUGUUGGAUAAUCUUCUAACAGAAUACGGCCAUGCAUCGUCUGCUCUAUGUUCUGUUGUUUGUCAACAAGAAAAGUGCGAGUGUUUCGGUUUCAACUCAGCCACUCAAAUGUGUCGAGUCCAUACCUUUUGUAGACCAGCUAAUACAUUGGCUGAAGAAUCGGGAUGGAAAUAUUACAGAUCUCGAUCAGAAUGGAUUACUUUCAUGAAUUCUGAGUACUUGCUGGGAUUAAAAGCACAAACAUGGAAUAAUUCUCAGUUAAAUUGCUCUGUAAAGGGGGCUAAACUUGUUGAAAUAGAAUCGCCUGAAGAAGACACCUAUAUUCGUACCCUUGCAAAUAACUUGACAGAAAGCGUUUGGCUGGGAGGCACCGAUCUGGCUGAAGAGGGAAAAUGGGUGUGGCAGUCCACCAGCACACUGUUCUCAUUCAGUGCCUGGCCUACAAGACAACCGAAUAACCUCGACAACAAUCAGCACUGUCUGAGCCUUUAUCUACCAAACGGCCUAACCUGGAACGAUAGAGAAUGUAGUUUACAGUAUCAAUAUAUCUGCGAAAGAGAGUUAUUUACUUACUGAUAGAAAAGAAAUCAUUUACCAGUUGAUGAUGUUGGUUUUUGAAGGUUGUACCAAAAACAAAAACAAUAAAUUUAUGAGGUACGUCUUAAAAUGUAAUGUUUGGUCAGAAAUAGGUUUCAGAAACCAAAAACUGUGUAUAUUUAUUUUUUUGUUACCAUUUAUAACUAAUGCACAUUUUUAAAGCUUGCUUUAUGGUAUUUAAUAUUGCAUGUGUUUUGAACAUUUAACUAACCGUUUCGUAUUAAAUCAACUCAUGUUUAUCUUGUGAAUAUAUUUCCUUAUAAUGAUAGAAAUAAAAGUAACUAAAUAUCAAAGGAUUUUAGAGCGCUAUUGAUUGUUCUUGAAAUUUUAGCACCAUCAUUGAUCUUGUAAAUUAAAAACAAACUUAAAUGUUUUAUUCUACUGUCUGACAUAUCUAUAUCAAAUCGGAUUGUGACUGGUUUACAAAUUACCGCGUAGCAUUGGACAACUUAAAUUUGUCUUGAUUACUCUGCAUUAAAGCUUGACAUU
Messenger RNA from Magallana angulata, 1200 nucleotides. RefSeq names its product perlucin-like protein. Lineage: Eukaryota; Metazoa; Mollusca; Bivalvia; Ostreida; Ostreidae. The record is from RefSeq and is a predicted model, not a curated record. The coding region runs from base 4 to 690 and encodes 228 amino acids. Gene Ontology annotation, cellular component: external side of plasma membrane. Gene Ontology annotation, biological process: biological process involved in interspecies interaction between organisms. The transcript is spliced from 4 exons. Gene Ontology annotation, molecular function: carbohydrate binding.